Styela clava is the source of this 3851-nucleotide messenger RNA. Its product is annotated as kelch-like protein 9. NCBI's taxonomy places the organism in Eukaryota, Metazoa, Chordata, Ascidiacea, Stolidobranchia, Styelidae. The record is from RefSeq and is a predicted model, not a curated record. Gene Ontology annotation, molecular function: protein binding.
CAUUAAAUCAGUAGUCUACCUUCCUUCCUUCUGAGUCCUGGAAACUGAAAUCUCAGAAUCUGGAAAUACAUAUUUUUCUAUUUUACUUAGUCAGAACCCAUAUAUUAGAGCUGUUUUGGUCGGAAUUUGUAAAAGGAAACAUUAUGCACAGCCUUCAAGGCAAGUUUCAAUCAAAACGAGAAUCCAAGCAAGAAUCCGUCACUACAUUGUCAUCAACGAAUAAAGCUUUCUCGUCAAGUACUUAUUCACCGACUAUUUUAAGAGGAUUUCAUCAAUUACGUGAUCUGCAUGCCUUGUGCGAUGUUACUCUGUGUGCCGAUGGUUCCUCAUUCAAUGUUCAUAAAGCUCUCUUAGCUUCAGCAUCGGAUUAUUUUCGAGCUAUGUUUACGUCGGAAAUGAGAGAACGAGUGGCAGGAAGUGUUGAACUACAUGGCGUAACUGCAACUGGAUUGGAAAAAGUAUUAGAAUUUAUCUACAGUGGAAACAUAGUUCUAUCUCUGGACAAUAUUCAAGAUAUUCUUGCCGCUGCUUCACAUUUACAAGUGAUGCCCGUCUUGGAUUUUUGCAAGGAAUUCUUGAUGGGAGAAGUAACUUUAGACAAUUGUCUUGAUAUCGGCCACAUUGCUAAUGCUUAUAAUCUGGAAGCUGUCGAUAGUUAUGUGAACAGUUUCAUGCUUCAGCAUUUCAAUCAAGUUUUCGAUUUCAAUAAAUUGCCAAUUGAAAGAUUUACAUUUUUGUUAUCAAGCAACAGCCUGAAGGAUUGUAGUGAACUCAAUUUAUUUAACGCUGCGAAACGAUGGUUGAAAUAUGAUCUUGAAAAUCGAGCACAAUACGCAGCACGAAUCAUGGAACACAUUCGAUUUCCUCUUAUUGCACCAAAUGACCUUAUCACACAUGUCCAGUCUGUGGAUUUCAUGCGGAAUAACAAAGACUGUAUGGCAUUAUUACUUGAGGCUUCAACAUAUCGAAUGGUGCCAUAUAUGCAACCAAUAUUACAAAGUAAUAGAACAAGUAUAAGAAGUGAUGCAACACAUCUUGUUACUCUAGGUGGAGUAUUGCGUCAUCAAUUGGAUGUCUCUAUGGAUUUGAGAAUAUUCGACGAAAGGUCGAAAAGAUGGAUCAACCUAGCGCCGAUGGAAAACUCAAGAUACCAGCACGGUAUUGCAGUCAUUGGAAAUUUCCUUUUUGUUGUCGGUGGACAAAGUAAUUAUGACACAAAAGGAAAGACAGCCGUUGACACAGUAUUCAGAUAUGAUCCACGAUAUAAUCAAUGGAUAAAAGUUCGAUCUUUGAAUGAAAAGAGAACAUUUUUUCAUCUGAGUGCAAUCGAUGGGAAGUUGUAUGCAGUAGGUGGACGUAAUGCAGCAGGUGAAUUAUCCAAUGUUGAAUGCUAUAAUCCACAAUUUAAUGAAUGGACAUUUGUUGAAAAAAUGAGGGAACCACAUUAUGGACAUGCAGGUACAGUCUACAAUGGUAAAAUGUAUAUAUCUGGUGGAAUUACACAUGACUCUUUCCAGAAGGAAUUAUUAUGCUAUGAUCCUAUCACCGAUAAAUGGGAACAAAGACGCCAGAUGUCGACAGUCCGAGGUUUACAUUGCAUGACAACUGUUCGUGAUAGGUUGUAUGUGAUUGGUGGGAACCAUUUUAAAGGCACUACAGACUAUGAUGAUGUAUUAGAAUGUGAAUACUAUUCACCAGACCUUGAUCAAUGGACAGCUGUAGCUCCUAUGUUAACGGGGCAGAGCGAUGUGGGUGUAGCUGUAUUCAAAGAAAAAAUAUUUGUUACUGGAGGAUAUUCAUGGAACAAUCGAUGCAUGGUUGACAUCGUACAAUGCUAUGAUCCAGAGUCAGAUAAAUGGAGUAAAACAUUUUCUCUACCUGCCGCGCUUGGUGGGAUUCGAGCGUGCACUUUAACUGUGUUGCCACAUUUUACGCAACCUCAAUGUAUAGUGGAAAACAGCACCGGAAGUCCAGUAACAAUGGAUAGUUCAAUGAGUGACCUACCAGGACCAAGCAACAGAGAUGAUAACGUUGGCCAACCAGUCGACAGACCUAACCCAAGACAUUCAAGGCAAAGUUUAAAUUUUGAUGUAGAUAUGGCAGCUGUUUAACAUAUUAUUUUUGACGAUCUUUUUUAUGAUAAACCGCUGGAAUGUGACAAUCUUCUAUUAUGUAUAUUACGCUCAGGCUGCCGUAUCAAAUAUGAAGCUUUAAUGAGCCUAAAGCUUUUAUGAAUUUGCUUUCAUGCAUUGACUUUACUCAGUUUUUAUUAUGUCAAAACCUGGGCGCUUCAGAAGUGUGUGUACCAAUAUGGAGGUAGCUAAUUUUGUUCGCCCAUUUUACACCAAGUUGUGUAAAGGGGCCGGAACCUAUGGGCAGGGGGAUAUUCACUUGGCUAACACAGAUAGUCUCCAAACUCGUAGUAAAACUAAAAUAAGGAAAAUCGGAAUAAAAUUAUGGCCUAACCCUAACCUGAUACACACACUACGGCAGUACCAAAACUGGAAUGGGAAGGUUUAUUCCGAUCUUUUGAAUGAAUAGAUCAUCAAUUCUAACUGAGUUAGUCUAACUCUGAAAUUAAAGGAUCUUCUUUACCUCUUAGUGCCCGUUUCAUCUGCUUCACAUCAAGUGGUUUGUUUUAGGAAGCAUGUUCAUGUCUUUCAGUCUUAAAAUAUUUUCCACUAAUAUAUGGCUGCGUAUUAUAUCCCUCAAGUAAGCCUUGCAAUAUUGAUAUUAUUUUUAUCUAAGAAAUGAUGACCAAAGAGAAAUGUGUGCGAACGGCAAUGGAAUAUUGUAUGCUCUUUGUAAAGUCUCAUGAAAGUCAUUCAUUAAAACUAAAAUAUUUUAAGAAGAAUUUGCCAAUUAGUCAGAAAAUCAAAGGAAAAUAAAGUUGGCAAAUUUGUGCGUGCCUUUACAAUAUAAAUCUAACUAAUUUAGUACAUGAGUUUGUUGAUCGGUGUUUUAGAUACCCAAAGAAAUUUUUUUGAUGCCAAUGGAAUUAAUUUCCAUUUAAAAGCAUUCUUAUUAACCAAAACUGCUGUUUUUCAAUUUUUGAAACUUGUUUUUCACAUCAUGAUUAAAUUCCAAUAUUGGUAAAUAGAAUUCUAGAGUGCCAGGCUAUGUGGUAUAGACAUACACAGUCCAUAUUUAUUCUCUCUUUUCUUCUGUUUACUUUUGCUUUCUUCUUAUUUUCUGAAUUUGAAAGUGUAUUUACGCCUUGUUUACUCUUAAUUAUUGAACUCUAGGACUAUUCAGUUGUGGUAUUUUUGUCACUGCUUGAGGAAUAGCAUUUUACAAAGAAUGUGUACUAUUCUGACACAUGUUGAAACGAUCGAUCGCUUUUUCAUUGAAUUUAUAUAGCACAAUAUACACAUUCUUGUAAGGUAAAGUUUAUUUCAAAUACUUUUACAGCGUAUUUUAGUGAUAUUUAUCCUGACCACCGUCCAUUAUUAUCUACUUCCAUCUGUUAUGAUGUUUCUGACUGGUCUCAAUCAGCAUAAAUUAAUGAUUGAACAUAUCAAUAUCAAGCAUAUUCACACAAUAUAAGCUUUGGGCUAUAACCAAUCUUCCCUGAAGUGAUUCUUAUUUUAAUGAAGGUUGGAUAUUCAUUUAGUAACAUGGUAUUGUUUUCAUACUUGAAGUAUAUAUUUAUCUCACGGUUCUUACAAAUGGAUAGAUGGGAUUCGGUUUCGCAUUCACAAUUUUUGAAUACCCGGGCGGCUCUUUAUAAGAAUCUUAUUUUCAGUAUUAUGUGAAUCUUCACACUUGUAUGUAAUGUAAUCUCUUUACUAUCUAUCUGUAUUUGACCAAACUCUGUUUUUCUUUAUUUGAAAUAUACCAUUCAGAUUGUA